Messenger RNA from Aegilops tauschii subsp. strangulata, 1182 nucleotides. The record is from RefSeq and is a predicted model, not a curated record. NCBI's taxonomy places the organism in Eukaryota, Viridiplantae, Streptophyta, Magnoliopsida, Poales, Poaceae.
AUGGUGGUUGACGCCCUUGCGGCCAUUCUUGACAAGGCCAAAUUGGCCGGUCACAUUCACGACGUGGUCCCACACCUAGUAGGAGGGGGUGGGGUCUCCCUCCUCCAAUAUGCCGACGACACCAUAAUAAUGGUUGAGGGCUCCGCGUCCGAUAUUGCCAACCUGAAGUUUCUCCUCCUAUGCUUCCAACAGAUGUCCGGUCUUACCAUCAACUUCGAUAAGAGCGAAGUGAUGGUUCUGGGAUUCCCCCCGAUGGAGGCCCAGGGCAUUGCGGACCGGCUUAACUGCCGCCUGGGUUCUUUCCCCAUGACUUAUCUGGGGAUCCCCAUUAGUGACUCGCGCCUCACCGUAGUGGACCUCUGCCCUCCCGUGACCCGAAUGCAACACCGGGUCGAGCCCUGGAAGGGCCGAUGGCUCUCGAAGGCGGCGAGGGUAAUCCUCAUCAACUCCUCGCUGACUAGCCUCCUCUGGUUCCUCAUGAGCUUCUAUUGUCUCCGUGAGACUCUUCACCAGGAGGUGGCCAAAUAUCUGUCCAGGUUCUUCUGGGCUGGCGAGGGGGACAAGCAAAAAUACCAUAUGGAGGUUGACGCGUGGGACGCCCUUCUACAGGACAUCGCUCUCUUCCCGAUGGAGGUAGAGGGCGCCGCUAACUCCAUGACGUGGCGCUUGGAGCCCUCGGGAUGCUUCUCCACGAAGUCUCUGUACGCUGCCAUCGCCCUCUCGCUGGCCCCUGAGCUCUUUAGCCUGAUCUGGGACAUUCGCCUCCCCCUCAAGAUCCGGAUAUUCCUCUGGCAGUGGAUCCGGGGACGUCUCCCCUCUGGGGUUGAAGUCCGCAAGCGCAAUGGCCCUGGGGACAGGAUGUGUCCCCUGUGUGCCAUGGUUGAGGAUUCGAACCACAUUUUCUUCAACUGCCCCACGGCCCAGUUCCUGUGGUCAUGCUUCCGUGAAACGGUCGGCGGAAAAUGGUGCAAUACCAACUUCCCCGACUUACUCACGGAGAUCCAUGCCUCCUCCCCGCGUUACGGCCAUAUUAGAUGGUUGUGCAUUGGGAUCCUCGCGUGGACGCUUUGGAAUAUUCGCAACAAGCUUGUUAUUCAGAAAGUGCCUUUGCGACGUGCGACUGACGCGAUCUUCAAAAUGUGUGUCUAUUUGCAGCUCUGGCGGCCGCUUAGCCGCCCCUAG